UGGGAAGUGGGGGGACUGAAGGGAAGUCCCGCCUCUGCCGCGUCGCCUACGCCGCCGAGCAUCUGGCCGGGUCCCGGAGGGGCGGGCGGGUGAGGGCGUUCGUGCGCCGAGACCCCCAGUUUCGACCGUGCGAGGUCUGACUCCGGAGCUGCCAUGAUUGAAGUAGUGGCAGAGCUGAGCCGGGGGCCCGUAUUUCUGGCGGGAGAGGCGCUGGAGUGUGUGGUGACCGUCACCAACCCCCUGCCCCCCACGGCUACUUCUGCAUCCAGUGAGGCUCUGGCUUGGGCCAGUGCCCAAAUCCACUGCCAGUUCCAUGCCAGUGAGAGUCGAGUAGCCUUGCCUCCCCCUGACUCUAGUCAGCCAGAUGUCCAGCCUGACAGCCAGACUGUCUUUCUGCCACACCGAGGUGAGAGGGGUCAGUGUAUUCUUUCCACUCCACCAAAAAUUCUAUUCUGUGACCUGAGGCUAGACCCUGGAGAAUCUAAAUCAUACUCCUACAGUGAAGUGCUGCCCAUAGAGGGACCACCCUCCUUUCGGGGUCAGUCAGUCAAGUACGUCUACAAACUGACCAUUGGCUGCCAGCGUGUCAACUCACCCAUCACUUUACUCAGGGUCCCUUUAAGGGUUCUUGUACUGACAGGCCUUCAGGAUGUCCGGUUUCCCCAGGAUGAGGCUGUAGCCCCAUCCAGCCCAUUCUUGGAGGAGGAUGAAGGUGGAAAGAAGGAUUCAUGGCUAGCUGAGCUGGCUGGGGAGCGUCUCAUGGCUGCUACAUCCUGCCGCAGCCUCCAUCUGUACAAUAUCAGUGAUGGCCGAGGGAAAGUUGGAACAUUUGGUAUCUUCAAAUCUGUGUACAGACUUGGCGAGGAUGUGGUGGGGACCUUAAACUUAGGGGAAGGAACCGUAGCUUGUUUGCAGUUUUCAGUAAGCUUACAGACUGAGGAACGUGUACAGCCUGAGUACCAGCGGCGCCGUGGGGCAGGAGGUGUCCCCUCUGUGUCUCAUGUGACCCACGCCCGGCACCAGGAGUCCUGCCUACAUACAACCAGAACCAGCUUCUCCCUCCCCAUCCCUCUCAGCUGCACCCCAGGCUUCUGCACAGCUAUUGUGUCCCUGAAGUGGCGACUCCAUUUUGAAUUUGUAACAUCUCGAGAACCAGGAUUGGUACUCCUACCCCCUGUGGAGCAGCCUGAACCUGCCACUUGGACAGGUCCUGAGCAAGUGCCUGUAGACACCUUCAGCUGGGACCUCCCCAUCAAGGUGCUGCCUACAAGCCCCACCCUGGCCUCAUAUGCUGCCCCAGGCCCCAGCACCAGCACCAUAACCAUCUGAAACUGGCCCACUUGCCCACCAUUGGCACUAGUUUCUUCAUGAUGCUGAGAGCUCAGCACUUGGACUCUAGUAGGGCCCACUUUUUCCACGUGGGGCCCAGUGGCAUGGACAAUGAGAGGCAGGCUUUCAACUGUAGCAUUAAUUUAUUUAUUCAGAAUAAACUGGCAGCUGCUAGUGGUUUCCCUGGAA
Messenger RNA from Cynocephalus volans (Philippine flying lemur), 1518 nucleotides. It is a transcript of the gene RGP1, whose product is annotated as RGP1 homolog, RAB6A GEF complex partner 1. Lineage: Eukaryota; Metazoa; Chordata; Mammalia; Dermoptera; Cynocephalidae. The transcript has 9 exons. Gene Ontology annotation, cellular component: Golgi membrane; Ric1-Rgp1 guanyl-nucleotide exchange factor complex. The coding region runs from base 154 to 1329 and encodes 391 amino acids. Gene Ontology annotation, biological process: retrograde transport, endosome to Golgi. The record is from RefSeq and is a predicted model, not a curated record.